Molecule: messenger RNA, 216 nt
Organism: Sphaerulina musiva SO2202
Lineage: Eukaryota; Fungi; Ascomycota; Dothideomycetes; Mycosphaerellales; Mycosphaerellaceae
Exons: 2
Coding region: 1-216 (71 amino acids)
Source: RefSeq, a predicted model, not a curated record
AUGCACGCCGAUCCUUCUCGGCCGCAGGCUGGUUCUGAUGCCGGUCGGGAUGCGUCAGAGAGCGCCUCUCUGUUGAGGCCUCAAGUCGCCUCUGCUGCCACCGUCAAUAUCGCCUUGGUAGCGAUGACCGCCUCGCCGCCAGCGAGUGCAGUCUCUGAGGCGGUGUUGCUGGCGGUCUGCAGUCAUGUUGUUGGGCGCGAGACGGUGACCAUCUGA